AGUUACUUUCAUUCAUUCACACCCACAGUUACGAGUUCUCGAAGAAGAAGUGACAAAGUUACAAUCUGCUCUCUCUGCUCGCGAAUCAGCAUUACGUGGUUCUGAACACGAGAUAGCAGAGUUGAAAAAUAAAAACCUUGAACUGAUAACGAGCAUCCACACCAAGGAUAAACUAGUAGAAGCCAUGCAGGUUCGCUCCCCUGUGAAGAGGAAGGAAGAUGAUCUUCAACAAACGGUUUUGCUCCUCGAGGCUUCCAUAGAAACAAUGCGCGAGACGGAGAAACAUCUUCGGGAGGAAGUUAAGGUCCUUAAUUCUCGGCUUAUUGAUGCGAGAAAUGAAACAGCGAGCUUGAACGAUGUUUUGAAGAGGAAUGAUUCUGCUAAGGUAGUUUCNAUAAACGAAGAAAUACGAAUCCUCCAACUUAAGCUGGAGGAGAUGGAACAAUCGCAUUCAGCUCAACUAUGCGGAAUGAAGGCUGAAGUGACGAACCUUACGACUCAUCUCCACGGUCGUGACGCAAAUAUUACGCGGUUGAGCGAACACUGCUCCGAGAUGGAGCGGCAAUUAAAGGAGGAAAGCAGGAGGAGGGAUAAGUUAGAUUGUGAGCUUCAAACGGCGGCCAAACAUCUGGAACAUCUUCGUGAACAGCGAAGAAGAGCUUCAUUAUCGGAUAACAACAGAGAUACGCCAGAUAAAUCGUUAUCAGAGGCAGAGGGUCAGCUGAGUGAUUUAAGACUAAAUUAUGGAAAAGCUGUUUCAAAGCUUGAGGAAGAAAAUAAACAACUGAAAGGACAGGUUGAUGGUCUAAGGCACCAACUUUGCAACAAAGAUUUUGUCGACAACGAACAUCAAAGUUCACACAAGCAACAAACACAGGAUGUUAUAAAUGAAAUGAAGUCAAGAGAAGAAAUGAGAGUAAGCGAGGUGUGUCAAGCUUACGAGCAUCGGAUCGCUUCGCUCGAGUCCAAGAUACGAGAGAUGGAAAGUUUCCCUGAUCCUCCCGCAUCCAACAGUGUCGUGCUCCGAUCAGAUGAUGUAGAUAGCGGGACGAUGACUCCAUCUUCAUCUAACAGCGGAAGCAACAAAGAUGUCCGUACUCAGACCCCGACGAAGAACUUCCUCCUCUCGAUUGGGAUCGAUCCAUCCUCCGUAAACAGCUCCCUUGUGUCCUCUACCAUGGCUAGCAUGGGUGAGAAGCAACUUCACGCUCUUCUCGGGAUUUCGGAUGAAGGAUUUGAGGACACAGGGGUGUCUACAGUGGAAGAGUUCACCGCGGAAGAUGAGAAAAGAGUCGCAGAGCUGGAAUCGAGGAUUGAAAAACACAUCGGGGAUAUGACAAAAGCCAUGGAUGCUGCCAUGGAGAAGUAUUUUAAGUGACAAAAUAUGUUUCUACUUUGAGAUUGAAAAGCUGGACACCGUGAAAGGAUUACGAUCUGCGUCUUGUGCCUUGCUCUUUAUCCACAAAUAUCAACUUCAUAAUCUUUCAAGAAGUUUGUUGGAAACUUUUUGGUGAACUUACCAUAUAUUGCUGCUCGCUUGUUCUUGCUUAUAUUGUAUUUUGUGUUCCAUAUGCUUGUAGUUUAUAUUUAAUAAAUCAUAUAGAUUUUGUA
This is a messenger RNA of Ciona intestinalis (vase tunicate), 1611 nucleotides long. The record is from RefSeq and is a predicted model, not a curated record. Lineage: Eukaryota; Metazoa; Chordata; Ascidiacea; Phlebobranchia; Cionidae.